GUAUUGAAGUCUGUAUCCGGUUUCAGGAAUGUGCCACCUGUAGGUGAAAGUAUGUCGGAUUGAUGGGUGGAGCUUGUCCUGAUAAAGUCAGGGAGGAGUUGUCCUUCAGUAGUCUAUGUUAUUUCCUGGUGUCUUUAAAUGAAGUUUCAGCAGCUGAAACCACACUGCCAGAUCCAACAUGGUCCGUAAGAUGAUGUUUUUGGGGCUCUUACAUGUGAUGCUGGUGGCGUUUGACACUUACACAGCCGAGGAAUGUUUGCAGAUGACAGACCUUGAUCUUAAACACUCCAUUGCCGGAACGGCUGUGGAUGUCCGAUUGCUGCUUUACACGCGGGCCAAUGUCACCUGCGGUCAGCUGCUCUCUCAUGAAAACCCUUUCAACAAUCCUCACUUUGACCCCAUCCGCCCCACCACCUUCCUCAUACACGGGUACCGGCCCACCGGCUCGCCCCCGGUCUGGCUGUACAAGUUUGUGGAGUUUAUUCUGAUGCGCAGUGAUGUGAACGCCAUCGUGGUGGAUUGGAACCGCGGUGCAACCAACGUCAACUAUCUGAGAGUGGUGAGAAACACACGUGUGGUGGCAAAGCAGCUUACAGACCUCAUCAAUAAAAUGAAGGGAAACGGGACCGUCCUCAGUUCCAUACACCUGAUUGGUGUUAGUCUGGGAGCCCAUAUUUCAGGUUUUAUUGGGGCCAAUUUUAAUGGUGAAAUUGGCAGGAUAACAGCAUUGGAUCCAGCAGGGCCACAGUUUAAUCAUAAGCCAAUCAGUGAUCGUCUCGACCCAUCUGAUGCCAAGUUUGUGGAGGCUCUACACACAGAUAUGGAUGCAUUAGGUUACAGGAAUCUGCUGGGUCACAUUGAUUACUAUGCAAAUGGUGGAGCGGAUCAGCCAGGAUGUCCCAAAACCAUCUUUUCAGGAUCAGGAUAUUUCAAGUGUGACCACCAAAGGUCAGUGUUUCUUUAUAUGAGCUCUAUAAAUGGUUCCUGUCCCAUCAUUGCCUACCCUUGUGACUCCUACACAGACUUCCUGGAUGGGAAGUGCAUGGAUUGUAGGAAGUUUGGCUUUGACGAAUGCCCUGUUUUUGGUUUUGAUUCUAUCAACUGGAAAGAGUCCCUGGUGAAGUACAACCAAACGCGGACAUAUUUCCAAACAAAUGCCGCCUCUCCGUAUUGCAGGUUCGGUUACAAGGUUGAUAUUGUGAUAUGGAACCAGAAAACACAUUGGGGUUAUUUAACAAUUAAAUUACAAGAUGGAAAUGAAGAAUCACAAGUUGAACUCAAGCAUAAGGCCUUUAUGUUUGAAACAUUUGUGGAGACCAGUCUUCAUGCUCAGUUUGAUCGAGAGAUCCAGUCUGUUAAACAGAUCACUGUGAAGUAUCGUACAGCGAAAGCACUCUGUCCAAAAAACAAACUUCGGAUACUUCGCAUACGUCUCACUCCUCUACAGAGCAAGCUUAGGCCUCUGUGUCGCUAUGAUCUUCUUUUGGAAGAGAAUAAAGAUGUGACCUUCAGACCGAUUCCUUGUGAAGACUCAAACUUCUGAUCCACAUACAACAGUGUAGAUGUGUGAAGACCAUGUAUUCGCAUGACACACAUGUUUUUUUGAUACUUUUAUAGUUUUUAACUUAAAAGUGUUCAUUUUUUUAGGGUCAUGUCUUCAGAUUUAUACUUUGUAUUCAUGUUUUGUGUUUUAUUUUGUUAAUGAAAAUACAGAAGAGAUGCUUUUUUAUGUAAUGCAAAUAAAUAUUUUUGUAAAUAUA
This is a messenger RNA of Misgurnus anguillicaudatus (oriental weatherfish), 1760 nucleotides long. RefSeq names its product lipase, member Ia (gene lipia). Gene Ontology annotation, molecular function: glycerophospholipase activity. The record is from RefSeq and is a predicted model, not a curated record. NCBI's taxonomy places the organism in Eukaryota, Metazoa, Chordata, Actinopteri, Cypriniformes, Cobitidae. Gene Ontology annotation, biological process: lipid catabolic process.